AUGGACAGAAGAGACCUCUCCACCAAAGUCAAGUUUGACUAAAUCUUUGACUCAAUUGAUCUAAAACAAAGAAAGACUAAGAUUAUCUGUACUAUGGGACCUCAAUGCUGGGAAGUUGAAAUGCUCGUCAAGAUGCUUGAUUCAGGUAUGGAUGUUGCUAGACUUAACUUCUCUCAUGGAGAUCACAAGACCCAUGGUCAAACUGUUGAUAACAUCAAGGAGGCCCUUAAGCAAAGACCAAACAAAACAUGCGCAAUCAUGUUGGAUACUAAGGGUCCAGAAAUUAGAACUGGAAUGUUAAGAGACAACAAGCCAGUUGAGUUAGUCUCUGGCCAAGAACUUUUGAUCGUUACAGACUACUCAAUUGAAGGAGACAACAAGAGAAUCGCCUGUUCUUACAAGGGACUUCCCCAAAGUGUUCAACCAGGUUCAACUAUCUUUAUUGCAGAUGGAUCUAUCACAUGUGAAGUUACCGAAAUAGUGGAUGGUGGAGUUAAAGUUAUCGUUCAAAACUCAGCCAAACUUGGAGAAAGAAAGAAUAUGAACCUUCCAGGAGCCAUUGUUGAUCUUCCAACUUUAACUGAGAAGGAUGAGGAUGAUAUUGUAGAUUUCGGUCUUAAGAAGGGAAUCGAUCUCAUUGCUGCCUCCUUUGUUAGAAAGGCCGCUGAUAUUGAUGCCAUUAGAGAUGUCCUUGGACCAAGAGGUUCUCACAUUAAAAUCAUUGCUAAAAUUGAAAACCAAGAAGGACUCCAUAACUACGACGAAAUCCUCCAGGCUACUGAUGGAAUCAUGGUAGCAAGAGGAGAUCUUGGAAUGGAGAUCGCUCCAGAGAAAGUCUUCAUUGCACAAAAAUGGAUGAUUGAAAAAGCUAAUCUUGCUGGAAAGCCAGUAGUAACAGCUACCCAAAUGCUUGAGUCUAUGAUUAAGGCUCCAAGACCCACCAGAGCUGAGGCUAGUGAUGUAGCCAACGCCGUCCUUGAUGGAACUGAUUGUGUUAUGCUUUCAGGAGAAACUGCUAACGGCGACUAUCCACUAAAUGCUGUUACUAUUAUGGCUAAGAUUUGCUGCGAGGCUGAGAAGAUGAUUGAUUACAAGAGACUUUUCCAAGAUUUAAGAAUCUACACUCCACAACCAUUCGCCACCUCAGAGUCAAUUGCCUCAGCUGCAGUCUCAACUGUUCUUGACCUUGGAUUAGACUUAAUUAUCGUUAUUACCGAUACUGGAAAGAUUGCCAGACAAGUUGCCAAAUACAGACCACCUGUUCCAAUUCUUGCUUGUUCUGUAUCUAUGCCAGUUAUUAAGUAACUCAAUACUUCUAGAGGAGUAUUCGGUUUUAAAAUUCCAUCCUAUCAAGGAUAAGACAAUCUAAUUCAAUUAGUCAUUAAGACCGCCAAAGAAAUGGGACUCUGUAAACAAGGAAACAAGGUAGCCUCAAUUACUGGAAAUCAAGAGGAAACUCCAGACGAGUCAAAUAUCCUUAGAAUCCACGAUAUUGAAUGA
This is a messenger RNA of Stylonychia lemnae, 1500 nucleotides long. NCBI's taxonomy places the organism in Eukaryota, Ciliophora, Spirotrichea, Sporadotrichida, Oxytrichidae. The record is from the annotation of a GenBank genome assembly.